Messenger RNA from Anthostomella pinea, 6879 nucleotides. Lineage: Eukaryota; Fungi; Ascomycota; Sordariomycetes; Xylariales; Xylariaceae. The record is from the annotation of a GenBank genome assembly.
AUGGCCGCAACCUUCGAUUUGAAGCGGCUGAAUGCCGCUAUCGACACAACCCCGAUCAUCGACAAUCACGCUCAUCCAUUGCUAAAGCUCGAAUACAUGGGCAAACACCCACUUCUCUCCAUCGCUACUGAAGCCAAUGGGGAUGCGCUUGAUGACACCUGGUCCAGUCUUGCUCACGUCCGUGCCGUGAAGCAGCUGGCAGGCCUUCUGGGCUGCGAACAGACAUGGAAUGCGGUGGCAACCGCCAUAGACCUGAAACGGGCAGAAUCACCAGAUGCGUGGGUGCGACAGUGUCUCGAGGGGAUUGAGACCAUACUUGUUGACGACGGGCUAGACAUGCCGGAUCAAGUGGAGAACUACUCAUGGCACGACUCCUUCACCAAGAGCAAAUGCAAGCGCAUCGUCAGAGUCGAGGCAGUGGCGGAGGACAUAAUCGGCCGCCAUUGCAACACCGCCUCAAAUGCAGAAGGGGAAUCUCAUCUACAGGGUGUCUUGCAAGAGUUCAGAGAGGCAAUCGAGCGAUCCAUUGCGGACCCCGAAGUAGUCGGAUUCAAGUCCAUCAUCUGUUACCGAGGCGGUCUGGAUAUCAUCUCAAGAGAGGAUCUUGGUAUUGAUGGCUCAAAGGAAGCACUUAGAGCGAUCAUGAAAGCUCACUUGAGCGGAGAACGCCCGUUCCACCUGCACAAGAAGUUGCAGCAUACUCCCCUGAACCACCUCAUCGUUCAUAUGACAGCGCAAUUCAUCAGCGAGGAUCGUGCCGUCCACAAGAAGCCCAUCCAGUUCCACACGGGUCUUGGCGAUAACGACAUCACCCUGAUGAAGUCUUCACCAUCCCACCUACAGACCUUCAUUCGGCAGUACCCGACGGUACCCAUCGUGAUACUUCAUGCAAGUUACCCUUGGACCAGAGAAGCCGGUUAUCUUGCAGCAAUGUACAGCAACGUCUACGCUGAUAUUGGGGAGGUGUUCCCCUUCCUCAAUCGCCAGGGCCAAGAGGGCGUCGUGAGACAGAUACUCGAAUUGUGUCCUUGGUCCAAGAUUCUAUGGAGUACCGAUGGUCACUGGUUUCCAGAGACAUACGUACUAGCAACGGUGCAGGUUCGCUCUGUUCUCAAGAGCAUUAUGGGAGAGUUGGUGCAAACCCGACAAAUCGAUGAGAAACAAGCAGUCCAACUAGUCCAGGAUAUCCUGUUCACGAACUCCAAGAAGCUGUACGAUCUUCAUGUCGAAACUGUCCUGCCGACUUUUCCGCAGUUGGCCGCUACUCCAUGUACUGCCCUGCCACAAAAUACUGUUCUUGGGCGACUUCGUGCAUCAGGUGCCAAAUACCUGCGCAUCUAUUGGCACGACUACACGUCCAGCGCCAGAUGCAGAUUCAUCCAGAUGAAACAGGUCUACAAGACCAUGGAAAGCGGCAGGCCUAUGACACUCUCACUCGCAAGAUGUUGCUUCGGCCUGCUUCAAACAGACAAGAUGAUCCCUCAGGUCAAUGCGACUGGGAUGUACACCAUGCACCCAGACUGGUCGACUCUCAAACUCGGACCAGUCGCUGGUCAUAUCAGCUGCUAUGGCGAGUUCAGGGAGCUCGACGGCUCGGAAGCAACACUGUGUCCUCGGACGAUCCUUCGCAAGUCCAUCGAGAAAGCAGCCGCAAACAACCUGACAUUCUUACUUGGCUUCGAACUCGAGUUCGUCAUCCUGGAGCGCAACCCUGAUACGAGCAGCCCGGAUAGAUAUAAGCCUCUGAACAAUGAGGGACAAGCCUGGUCGAUGGCCAGGGUUCUAGCCGACUGGGGUAGUGAAGGCAGCUUCACUACGGCCAUUGACGAGGUAUUAGAUCGCCUCGAAAAAGCCGACAUCUCAAUCGAGCAGUUUCACCCAGAGAGCGGCACCGGGCAGUACGAGCUCGUGCUCGGAGCGCUGCCACCCAUGGAAGCCUGCGAUACCUUACUGCAUAUGCGCCAAAUCCUCGAGUCCGUCGCGGCUCGCCAUGGGUUCCGCAUGACGCUCCAUCCGAAACCCUUCGCCAAAACCGUCGGUUCCGCAUCUCAUUUGCACAUGUCCAUCUCGUCUCCGGGCGGCAACGAAGCAAAGGUCUACGAGUCGUUCUACGCCGGCAUCUUGAAGCACAUCCGGGCCAUCAUCGCAAUCACCUACAGCAACCCCACGAGCUAUGAGCGCAUGGUCGACAGUUUCUGGGCGGGCGGCCGGUGGGUGACGUGGGGGACGCAGAACAAAGAAGCCCCCUUGCGCAAGUGCGAGGACAGCCACUGGGAGCUGAAGGUGAUUGAUGGUCUGGCCAACCCCUAUUUCGUCGUCGCUGCCCUGCUCGCAGCUGGGACGGAUGGCGUCCUCAAUAAGACACCCAUGAUGUGGCGCGAUUGCGCUCACGAUCCGGCAAAGCUGAAUGAUGCGGAGCGGAAGGAACUUGGCAUAUCGACCAUGUUUCCCGCGGACUUGAAGGAAGCGCUGCAAGCUCUGAAGGACGAUGAGGAGCUCGGCCAGUUACUUCAUCCGGACUUCAUACAACGCUAUGUUGAUGUCAAGACCGCAGAACUUGGGCUCUUCGAUUCUAUGAGUGCUGAGGAUCGCCGGUCGUCGCUUGCAGCAACUGCGUCGCCACUGCUUCCCACGGUUAUAGACUGUAUCUUCGAGGACGUCACGCAGUAUGUCGUCGAAUUUCCCGCAAGCACGACUGUCAUCGAUGGCGUCGUUACGACAGCACCCCCUUGGACGACCCUGUUCUCCACUACGAUGGUCACCUCCACAUACGUAAAUAUGAGCGCCUGUCCUGCCGUAGUGCCCACUCCGAUCCCCGUCAUUUCCAGCUUCACUGGACUUCCUCCGUCGACAUCUGCUUGUACUAUUCCUACCAUAGUUGCCGGCAGCCAGCCUGGAACUACCAGCGGUGUUGUGACCUCAGUCGUAGGCUCAAUCCCUAUAUCCACCCUUAUUUCCACACCUGUUUCGAUCCCUACUUCGGUCCCUACUUCGACCUCUCCUGGCUCCGGAAAUGCUACGACUCCGUCGGCUGGUGGGUUCGUGACGAUUAUCCCUAUACCGGGCGCUGCUCCUACAACGGUUUCCUUGAUACCCGGUGAAGUUAGAAUUAUCUCCCUUCCAGCGGGUCUAUUAACGACGAUUUCUGCACCUGGGGGUGAAUCGCUGACAGCCGUACCGACCUUUUCGACAAGUUCGCAGCCUGCGACCAAGUCACCCCAAAGCUCGUCUACCCAGCAAAUGACGAGUAGUGAUGCCUCUUCCAACGAUACCAUGAUCAUUAUUCCUCCAGUCUCUCCCACCACGUCCCCAAAUGGAGAAUCGACAGUUAUUCCACCACCUGUGACGGGGACGAGCACGUCCUCGUCUACAGGUGGGAUCAUCAUCCUGCCUCCUGGUGGACUCGGCGGAGGUGGUGGUGGUGGAGGUGGUAACCCGACAGGCGGUCCUCCUCCCGUGACGUUGCCGUCGGAUUCGCCCUCUGGAACCAUUAGACCUUACCUCACGGGUAUUUCGCCAACGAUGAGUCCUUCUUCUGGGAUAAGCGAUACUAUAAUCACGUCGCCUGUCUCCCAGACGAGCCCUCUACCCACGGUUUCUGCUACGAUUAGUAACGGGACCAUCAUCAUCUUUCCUCCAGGUUGUGGAGGAGCUGGUGGUGGAGGAGCUGGUGGCGGCGGAGGUGGAGUUGUCCCAACCAUACCGCCAGAUCCUCCAGGCGGCGGAGGAGGUGGUGGUGGCGGGGGUGGAGUUGUCCCAACCAUACCUCCAGGUCCUCCAGGUGGCGGUGGUGGUGGCGGGGUUGUCCCAACGAUACCUCCAGGUCCUCCAGGUGGCGGUGGUGGUGGAGGUGGGAGUGGUGGAGGUAACCCUAAGACACCUCCAGGUGGUGAACCUACGACACCACCAAGUGGUAAAGAUCCCACCACAGCACCCGUCACAGGUCCCACAUCGCCUACAUUACCUAGCACAGCUCCCACGGGCUCCGCAACCUGUGAGCCCGUCGAUAUUACGACGACUGGCACUUCCACUUCGACGACAAGUACGACAUCAACACCAACGCCUCUCUGUACCGGCCUUUCAAAAUUCUCACGGCACAUGGUAACAGUUGAUGGGGUAGAAUACUACGUGCCCGCUACGGGCGACCCCCUUUAUAUCAUGCUCAACGAUGCCACUGGUACGGAAGUCAAGAUCGCACCCGACCAAGUCGUCAUCAGCGAUGCCGUGUUCACCGUCCCUACUGACCCUCUUCCCUCGCCUUCUGAGGUGACCCAGGGCAACUACAAGAUCAGUUUCCGGUCCAGACCUCUGCCUACGCCGUCCCUGCAACCGGCCAAUUCACCUGCUGGGCGCGAUUUUGCGCUUGGAGUUGCCAACGAUUAUAUCAAGUUCUCUGACUUGAUGACCGCGCCGGUUGCCCAACUGUUCUCUCUCGUAUUUGACUUGUUUGCGCGGUACGACGCACCGCCCGGCUACGACGUCUUUGACUUCCUCGGCUUCGAAGAUGAGGUUCUCGACGCCGUGCAAGCUGCUGCGGCCAAUCUGACCUCGAUGUUCGACGAAAAGCGUCAGGGGGCAUUCGAGGGUUUUCUGCACCAGAUCUCGCUCCUGGAUGGACCAGAGGACGAGGACCCAGACCCUACUGAUGGACCCGGUGACGGCGGCCGGAACUCAUGCGAGGGUCCAGAUUCUGGAGAUGCUGGUGGAGGCGACGAUAAUCAGCCUGACGACCAGCCUUCGGCCGCCAAGUACAUCGACACGGUCUACUCGGGCCAGCCGGGCAUCCAGAAUCUCUGCCAGAGGGCCCCGUGGAGAUCGGAGGGACUGCUGAACGUCGUUCGGUUCUUGGCUCGAGAGGACUGGACAUCCCGCCCGCAAUUGCUCACAUUUUUGAAGAACCACAAGUCAAGCUACAUGUCCAACCAGCCUCAGGGGGUCGAAGGUCUCACCAGCGGCGGAGGUGUCUUGAUCUCCGGAGCCACAGCAUUCCACGUAGUAUCGCGAGUGGACAUGUCCAACACCACUGAACUAUUCGGAAAUCGCAGCUGGUACGUCAAGACGGAUGGUACCAGGGCUCCGCUCUGGUAUUUCAAUUCGACGGUUGCAUUCAUGGACGCGGGUACUGGAUACACAAGCGGCACCGAUAUCAUCGACCAAGACGGCAUUGACCAGAGUACCGGGUAUGCCUACCUGAACGAAAUGGAUAUGGCCCAGGGUUAUCCUAUGGCGUACGCCUUGCAAAACUGGGACUAUCUGAAGCAAACACCCAGCCUUUGGUUCUGGGUCUACCUGCACCCGACCUAUGAAGAAGAGGCACCCCGACGAGCUCUCUACGGAGUAGAGCCUAUAUAUGACGACCCUCCAGAGCCCCGGACGCAGACGCGGAAGCGGUCCAGGCCUCUCGGGAAGUCAGCAAACACCACGGGUUUGAAGCAUCUCCAACGCCGAGCCCGAAUCGACGAGGACCUCCCACCCGCCUUUGAACACCAGCUACUGAUCUCAGCCAGGGAGAAAUACCCGAUGGACGUCCAGAUGUAUUCCCGAGAUGGUUCAGACGGCGCGGGCGUUACUAUAUUCGUCAUCGACUCUGGAUUUGAUUUGUCAGGCGGCAAUGCCCAAGAAUACCAGAUCCCAGAAAACGACUUCCUUGACCACCCGGACCAAUACUCCUACGUAGUUCCGAACAGGCUAACUCGGCUCUUUAACCGGAAUAAUCAAGCCAGCUGGCUGCGUGAAGAGAUCGGCGACUCCUGCACUUACAACGGUCAAUUCGUCGGACAUGGCACACAAGUGGGUGCUCUCGCCUUUGGCCGUAAGGUAGGGCUUGCGAAGAACGCGAUACCCUUCCUUGUGAAGGCCGUAAACGGAUAUGUCGACAGCGACGGGGUCGUCAAGGGCGCGUAUCUCUCUCCCGAUGCAAUGGAUGAUGCCCUCACGAAGAUCGAGCAAAUCAUAGUCAGGCGAGGCCUUCAGGGCAACGCCGUGAUUUCAUCAUCACUACACACCGAUUACUGGGCGACCCCCCAGGACUACGAGGUUAUCCGCGCGAUGUACGCGCGGCACCUGACCACGCUACGGGACUUGGGAGUAGUUUAUGUGCAAGCCGCCGGCAAUGAUGGGUACAACCCAGCACUUCCUGGUGCGAACGUCAACUAUAUCGGGUGGCGACUCCCCGGCGGGCUCGGUGAUCCCGUUGUAAAUGUAGACAUCUGGGCACAGGGCUACAGGGUCCCGACCGUCGGCCUGGGAGGAGCCGAAGCGACGGCGACCGGGACCAGCUUCGCGGCACCUCAAGUGGCCUGGCUCGCAGCCUAUUUGAUAAGGAUGAACCGGGACGCGUUCAGAUGGCAGCGGCGGGGAAGACAAGAUCAGGGGUACCUGAUGGUGCUGAAUAUCAGAAAUCUGCUUAUGGGCUGGCCAUACCGGCGCAUACCCAUGAGCCAGCAACUGAACCUGCCGGCUGGCCAGCAGUUACCCUAUCCCAUGCCACACGAUGUCAACGUCGCCUACAACGGCAUCCACGGCGUACAGCCAAGCUAUCCCGAGCCAGCGGCGCUCCCAGCAGGGGGGUCAGCAGGCCAAGCCCACGCCAGAAUCGACCCGAACGACGAGGGCUAUUUCUGCCCGAUCGAUCCCGUCGGCAGACCCACCGCCACCCUGACGGGGGCCACGACACUGGCGACGUCGACGGUGCCGGCGGCCUCGUCGACCACGCCCACGGCGUCGCCCGCCCCCACGACGUACUACAGCGGGCCCAACGUCCAGGGCUGCGCCAACGACGAGUGCAACCAGUGCGCCGACGGUUAUACGCAGGAGUGUUCUACCGCUUUUGAAGGGGUUCGGGUUCUGCUUUUGCAAGUGGAGUUCGGGCUGUACUGA